UUUUCAGCCCAGAAAAACUUUUCUCGCGUUUAGCUAAAAAUAUAUAAUAAUAUCUUCAGCAAAAUGAUGAACCUGUCGAGAGCCGUUGUCCGCAGCUUUGCCACCACCACGAGCCGCCGCUCCACCGCUGUCGGCAAGGAGCAGAUCGAGAAGGGAUACUUUGAGAUCCGCAAGGUUCAGGAGCACUUCCAGAAGAAGGAUGGCAAGCCCGUCUUCCUCAAGGGCUCCGCUGUCGACAGUGUGCUGUACCGCGUCACAGUGGCACUGGCUCUGGUUGGCAUUGGUGGCAUGACCAAGCUCUUCUACGACCUGAGCGUGCCCAAGACGGAAUAAUAGAGUGCUUGCAGCAUAUUCUACCUUUAAGCUAAGCCGCUAACCAACAGCAAAUCCGCAAUCCAGCCCCGUACCACAUUUGUUUUGCAGUGUAGUUGCCUUAUAUUUCCCCUUUUUUGAUUGUAGCUCAGCCCGCAAUACCUGGUCAAGAUAAAACUCCUACGCCCCAGAACGUUACUUUGUGUUAGAAUUAACUAAGUUUUGAUGUGUAACCGAACAUUCGCAAGAGCAUUUAAAGCGUGGAAAUAUAAGAGCCUGGCCGUAAAGUAAUCAAA
Molecule: messenger RNA, 608 nt
Organism: Drosophila persimilis
Lineage: Eukaryota; Metazoa; Arthropoda; Insecta; Diptera; Drosophilidae
Gene: COX7A
Product: cytochrome c oxidase subunit 7A, mitochondrial
Exons: 3
Coding region: 64-333 (89 amino acids)
Biological process (GO): mitochondrial electron transport, cytochrome c to oxygen; mitochondrial respirasome assembly; regulation of oxidative phosphorylation
Source: RefSeq, a predicted model, not a curated record